Messenger RNA from Galleria mellonella (greater wax moth), 2075 nucleotides. RefSeq names its product protein Mo25 (gene Mo25). Gene Ontology annotation, biological process: intracellular signal transduction. The record is from RefSeq and is a predicted model, not a curated record. Lineage: Eukaryota; Metazoa; Arthropoda; Insecta; Lepidoptera; Pyralidae. Bases 214 to 1221 code for a protein of 335 amino acids. The transcript is spliced from 7 exons. Gene Ontology annotation, molecular function: protein serine/threonine kinase activator activity.
AAUUAAUUUGUGCGAGAGUAAACAACUAAUUAUUAAAAUCGAUUUUUCAAUCAACACUACUGAAUGCAACAUUGAAAGAAAAUUGACAUCACAGCUGUUCGAUUUACCUGUCUGUGGUCUAUCUUGCUAAGAAAAUUUAUAAUUAUUUUAUUUAAAAUAUAAUCUUAUGUAGACAGAAUUGCUUACUCAAUCUCCAAAAAAUAUCGAAGUAAUAUGCCUCUUUUUGGUAAGUCCCAGAAGAGCCCAGCGGAGCUAGUGAGAUCUUUGAAAGAUGCUGUUACCGCAUUAGAAAGAGGCGACAAAAAGGCCGAGAAAGCCCAAGAAGAUGUCAGUAAAAAUUUGGUUCUGAUAAAAAACAUGCUCUAUGGUACUUCUGAUGCAGAGCCACAAACAGACAUCAUUGUGGCACAGCUGGCACAAGAGCUAUACAAUACAAAUUUAUUGCUGCUUCUUAUUCAGAACCUCAAUCGCAUCGACUUUGAAGGGAAGAAGGAUGUGGCUCAGGUAUUCAAUAAUGUAUUGAGGCGUCAAAUUGGAACUCGAUCUCCUACUGUGGAAUAUAUAUGCACCAAGCCUGAGAUUCUCUUCACUUUGAUGUCUGGAUAUGAACAUCAGGAGAUUGCAUCGAAUUGUGGCACCAUGUUGCGAGAAUGCGCCAGAUAUGAGGCUUUGGCUAAAAUAAUGUUAUAUUCAGAUGACUUUUAUAAUUUUUUCCGUUACGUAGAAGUUUCCACAUUUGAUAUUGCCUCAGAUGCCUUUUCUACUUUUAAGGAAUUACUAACACGACACAAAAUGUUGUGUGCCGAGUUUUUAGAAGCAAAUUAUGAUAAAGUCUUUAGCCAUUACCAACGGCUUCUGAAUUCGGAGAACUAUGUAACACGACGGCAGAGCCUCAAGUUGCUCGGGGAAUUGCUUCUAGACAGGCAUAACUUCUCCAUCAUGACACGCUACAUCACCAAUCCCGAUAAUCUUAAACUUAUGAUGAAUAUGCUAAAAGAAAAAUCACGUAAUAUACAAUUUGAGGCUUUCCAUGUUUUUAAGGUAUUUGUAGCCAAUCCAAAUAAACCAAAACCAAUUUUGGAUAUACUUUUGAGGAAUCAAGAUAAGCUGGUGGACUUCCUGACCAAGUUCCACACGGAUCGGUCUGAAGACGAGCAGUUCAAUGAUGAAAAGGCUUACCUUAUAAAACAAAUCAAAGAGCUUAAGCCAGUGGAACACUAACAUUUAUUGCAUUUCAUUAAAUCGCCACUUCCUCCUCAGAAAGAAGUUAGUUAUAGAUGCUAUUAUAUUUAACGCUUCUAAGUCACCAGAGGGUGUUGUGCGCGCAGCGAACACACAGCGUUCAGUAGAAAACAUUGGAAUUCUAAACGGAUUUUACAUUCGGUCUGUGAUGAGUCAGGGAAGAAAGUAUAUUUGUGCUACGAGCAAAUUACAUUUUUAAUAAAGAUAUGUAGGAAUUAGCGUAACUUAUGGUUUGACUUAUUCCUUUGUAAGUUGUUUAAACCAUUUUAGUUUAUAUGACGUGUUUAGUGACAGCUGUGGAGUCACAAUCGAAAUAUAUUUUGUCACAUUAGGCUAUGUGUCUCUAAGUUUAGCGUCCGAAAGGCAAAAAGCAGGUCAACUUAAGAUCUUCAUAAGAGAUUUGUAUAUAAUCAUGUAUGACAUUUUUAUUGCAAUAAAUUUUUGGUUUCCAUCUUUUGUACCUACUCUAAAUCAAUAAAUUCAAAAUUAUAAAUUGUUAAACAGAAAACAAAUAUUCCAUGUUAUGGCGGUCAGUAUUGGUUACAAUCUUGUAUGUAUGUAUUAUAUAAUUGUAUUUGAUAAAAUAUACUUAUAAUAAACGUUAUUUUAUGUUAUAAAUAUUGAAGACUUAUUUCUAUAUAUGCUUAGUAGCAACUAUGGUUAAAAUACACAUACAAAUUCACAAAAGAUAUUGUUUUAAACAUUAAGUAAUCUAGAUAUUAUUGUAUGUUCUCAAAAUUUUUGUAUUAUAAUUUUAAAUUAUAUUAUUUCUUUGUCACCAUAAUUUUUGCAAUAUUACAUUCUAUAGGAAACUGAAUAAAAUAUUUAUAUCA